Molecule: messenger RNA, 4872 nt
Organism: Larimichthys crocea (large yellow croaker)
Lineage: Eukaryota; Metazoa; Chordata; Actinopteri; Sciaenidae
Gene: trappc9
Product: trafficking protein particle complex subunit 9
Exons: 23
Coding region: 153-3602 (1149 amino acids)
Cellular component (GO): trans-Golgi network
Source: RefSeq, a predicted model, not a curated record
CGCUAAGGUAACGUGAAUUAACGUGAUAUAAAUGAAAGACUUUGACGUGAAAGAGGACAGAGAGAAGGAGCUGACGUGUGCACGCGCUGUGAUUACCUGUCCGCUCAGCUGUGUGACUGUCACGAGAGGCUAAUUCACAGCCACAUGUGAAGAUGAGCGUCCCAGAUUACAUGCAGUGUGCCGAGGACCACCAGACGGUCCUGGUGGUGAUCCAGCCGGUCGGCAUCGUACCCGAGGACCAGUUUUUCAAGAUCUACAAACGAAUCGCCAGCGUGAGCCAGGUGAGCAUCAGGGAUUCACAGCGUCUCCUCUACAUCCGCUACCGUCACCACUACCUGCCUGAAAACAACGAGUGGGGAGACUUCCAGACGCACCGCAAGGUGGUGGGCCUCAUCUCCAUCACCACCUGCAACGCAGCCAAGGAGUGGCCCCAGACCGCUGAGCGCUUCCACGGCCAGAAGGAGGUGUACAGCUCCACGCUGUACGACUCGCGGUUGCUGGUGUUCGGGCUGCAGGGAGAUAUCGCGGAGCAGCAGAGGACGGACGUGGCCUUCUACCCCAGCUUUGAAGACUGCUCGGAUGUGGAGAAGAGAGUGGAGGACUUUGUGGAGUCGAUAUUUAUCGUUCUGGAGUCCAAGCGGCUUGAUCGGGCCACAGACAAGUCAGGCGACAAGAUACCACUGCUCUGUGUGCCCUUUGAGAAGAAGGACUUUGUGGGUUUGGACACAGACAGCAGGCAUUAUAAGAAGCGUUGCCAGGGACGGAUGAGGAAACAUGUUGGGGACUUGUGUCUCCAGGCGGGCAUGCUGCAGGACGCCCUGGUCCACUACCACAUGGCGGUGGAGCUGCUCAGGGGGGUAAAUGACUUCCUCUGGCUGGGUGCUGCGUUGGAGGGUUUGUGUUCAGCCUCUGUCAUAUUCCACUACCCUGGAGGCACAGCGGGGAAGACCGCGGGACGCAAGCCGAGCAUCUCCCAGCCGGCGGACGCAGGCAAACGCCACAGACCAGGGGCUCAGGAGGUUCUCAUUGACCCAGGUGCCCUCACGGCCAACGGCAUUAGCGCAGACACCAGCACCGAGAUUGGACGAGCGAAGAACUGCCUGAGUCCCGAGGACAUUAUCGAUAAAUACAAAGAAGCCAUCUCCUACUACGGAAAGUAUAAGAACGCGGGAGUGAUCGAGCUGGAGGCCUGUGUGAAAGCGGUCAGGGUGCUGGCCAUUCAGAAGAGGGCCAGGGAGGCCUCCGAGUUCCUGCAGAACGCUGUUUACAUCAACCUGGGACAGCUCUCAGAGGAGGAGAAGAUCCAGCGCUACAGCAUCCUGUCCGAGCUCUACGAACUGAUCGGCUUCCAUAGAAAGUCUGCGUUCUUCAAGCGUGUUGCAGCCAUGCAGUGUGUGGCUCCCACCAUCCCGGAGCCAGGCUGGAGGGCCUGCUACAAGCUCCUGCUGGAGACGUUGCCUGGAUACAGCCUGUCACUUGAUCCCAAGGACUUCAGCAAAGGUACCCACCGAGGCUGGGCUGCUGUUCAAAUGCGCCUCCUCCAUGAACUGGUGUACGCCUCCCGCCGCAUGGGCAACCCCGGCCUGUCUGUUCGCCACCUGUCCUUCCUGCUGCAGACCAUGCUGGACUUCCUGUCUGAUCAAGAGAAGAAAGAGGUGACGCAGAGUCUGGAGAACUACACCGCCAAGUGUCCAGGUGGAAUGGAGGUCAUCACCCUCCCUGAUGGCCUGAAGCUCCCUCCGGUGCCCUUUACAAAGCUCCCAAUAGUCCGAUCAGUGAAGCUCCUCGAUCUGCCUGUCAGUCUGCGUCCUCACAAAGUGAAGGGCCUGCUGGGACAGAAUAUGUCCACUGCCAGCCCGUUCAUCUACUCACCAAUCAUCAUGCACAACAGAGGAGAGGAGCGUUGUAAGAAGAUAGACUUCCAGUGGGUCCAGGGAGAUGUUUGUGAAGUGCAGCUCAUGGUCUACAACCCCAUGCCUUACGAACUUCGUGUGGAGAACAUGGGUUUACUGACCUCUGGUGUGGAGUUUGAAUCCCUGCCUGCUGCACUGUCCCUGCCUGCAGAGUCUGGCCUGUACCCCGUCACUCUGGUUGGCGUCCCUCGCACAGCUGGCAACAUCACUGUCAAUGGUUACCACACAUCAGUGUUCGGUGUCACCAGUGACUGCCUGUUGGAGGGCCUGGCAGGUGUGAAGACCAGCGGCUGUUUGGUUGAGGUCAUUCCCUCCCUUCCUCGUCUGCAGCUCAGCACAUCUCUACCACGGUCAGCCCACACGCCUUCGCCCAUGACCAAAGAGGAACUGUCCAGCACUGUGUCCGUCCAGCUUUUCAAUGGAGAGACACAGCAGCUAACCAUCACCUUGGAUAACAUUGGAUCCGAGGACAUCGAGAGUCUGGAGCUCACCUCUAAGAUUGUCAGCACCAAAGAGAAAGUGUUCGGGGAGUUUGUGAGCUGGGACCUGGAGGAGGCUUUGUCUCACCUGCCUCUGAAGCCUGGACAGGCUGUCACACUGACUGUCAGCAUCAAAGUCAAGCUGGACUUCUCUGGCCAGGAGAACCUGCUGCAGGACCUCAAUGAUGAUGGGAUCAGCGUGACAGGCCUGCCAAUCUCCAGUCCGCUACGCCAAGUCCUCAAACCCAGGGCCGAGACCAAGAAUGUCAGCAGUGAGUCGGGAAAGGCGGAGUACAGCCAUGUUAAGACUUUGGAAGCAGUGCUCAACUUCAAGUACUCAGGAGGAGCAGGCAAAGUGGAGGGCUACUACAGGGAGCUGUCUUUGGGAGUCCAUGUUGAUGUGGAGCCAUCUGUUUUCUUCACCAGAGUCAGCACCCUCCCUGCAACCAGCACCCGCCAGUGUCAUCUGCUGCUCGACAUCUUCAACCCGACAGAACAUGAGCUCACCGUCAGCGCCAAGAAGAACCAGGACCUGGUUCUCCAUGCGAGCGAGUGCCAGAGGAUGGCGAUCCAGGUUGACAAGUUUGACUUUGAGAGUCUGCCACAGCCGGACCAGGAGACAGCUCGCUUCACCAAUCCCAAACAGCUAGAGGAGGAGCGGCAGCAUGCCCAGGGCUGCCAGAUCAACAGCAAGCUAGGCAUCUGUUGGAACAUCCCUUCCCUGCGGCGCCAUGGCGAGGCCAGCGUCGAAGGAGUCCUCAACCAGCUGGUCCUGGAGCACCUACAGCUCGCUCCUUUGCAGUGGGAUGUGUUGGUGAACGGGAAGCCAUGUGACUGCGAUGUCAUUGCCGACUGUAAAGUGGGCGAGGCUGUGAGCCUAGAGGUACGACUGACCAAUCGGAGCAAGAACUCAGUGGGCCCCCUGGCUUUGACUGUGGUGCCCUAUCAGGACUUCCAGAACGGAGUCCAGAACUACGAUUUGGACGACGCGGUCACCUUCAUCGGCUCAAACACCUUCUACAUUGACACGGUUAAACCCAAAGAAAACUCCGUAUGUGUGGGAGCUCUACUCUUCCUUUACACCGGAGACUUCUACCUUAAUAUCAAGUUCCAGGACGACAGUGCCGGACGAGAGCUUCCUUUAGCCUGGUUCACUCUGCCCAGUGUCCACAUCCGAGCCCUGGACACACCGCUCCAGGCUGGAGCUUAAGAUCCCGGUGGCCUCAUCAUUUUUAGCUGUGAAUGAAGGAUGUUGAUGUUCUCUGUAAAUACGCACAUGUAAAUAUUGUUUCGUCAAAGGUUAAAGCAUGUGUGCAGUAGAGCGCGAGGGGGGUUUGAAAUCUUUUCAAAGCUUGUUGCUGUGUUUUGUUACAGGCCACUAGUGUGCAGGUCUGUCCGGAUAGAACGCAAAGCAAAUUUUCAAUUCGAGGAAAAAAAAUUGUCUCCAGGAUGUAUGGAUCCACUCCAUAGAUUUACGGAGACGAGAGGACGACACUGGAGAGAAAAAUGACACGAAUUUGUGGUGAGAUCUGUCUGAGCAGAUCACAACCUACUGUACAUGCCAUACAGCUAAUGAUACAGCUGAUGUCUGUACAUUUGACUGUCCGCUGGGUAAAUGUGUGUGUGUUACGCGGCAAAAUUAGCUUCUCCAUGAACGCUUCUUAAAUCAUCUCCCUUUAGUCGACUUGGUUUCUUUUACGUUGAACUUUAGCAUAUAAUAAAUUAAUCACACAGCUGAACAACACAUCGACAGACACAUUUCAAAAUGGAGUGAGCUAUCUUAUUAGCACCAUCUAAUUUUAUAUAACACUGCUCCGCCAACAUACAAAAGAGAUGCAGUGUUGUUUGCAUGGUCGGUUUAACUACCUGAGCUAGCAGGAGGCAACGUAACUUUUCUAACUGGUCAAAUGGAAAAUGUUCACAUUUUACCAGCCACUCGAUACCUCACAACUGUUUUUCGGCUGGUGAGAGAAGCAACUCUAUCAGCUACUAGCAUUUGGUUAGUGGAUGUUGCUAUUUUGUGCUCGGACCUCUAGCUAGUAAGCUCACUUAGCAAAGUGACGGCCAGCUAGACUAGUCACAACAAAAUGCAAGUAGUCCAAAUGUCACCAAACUUCUGAUCACUCUCUGAUGUUACAUUUUUUUCUUAUCUUCAUCAGCAGGUUGAUUUUUGAAAUCACAGUGCAAUUAUUCAGUGGAUUAUUUCUACUUCAUUCAAAAUGGCUAAAUAAUGAAUCACAAAAUAUCUCUUUAUAGAAAAUUGAAAUAAUUAGUGGAGGAUCUCAAAGACUGAAAAAGAAGAGCUGCACACCAACACUGGAAAUGCUCCGUCUACAUAAACUGCACUUAUGUCUACUGCUGUAUGGACAGCUCCUCUUGCCUCUGUGCCAGUACACUGAAUCACUGAUGAAAACGAACGCUGUUAGAUUAACCUCUCAUUAUGUGUCCUAUGAUUGUUGUAAAUAAAUUUGAAAAUGAGA